AUGGCGAGUGUCGGGAGCGUGCAGGAUAAUAGUUUUUGUGAAGAAAGAACAGACAAUUUUGUAAAGAAAACCUACGCGGGACUAAAUGAAAUGUGCAAGAAAAAUGGAAUGAGUGCCCAGUGUUCAUGUGGUGAAAAUCCCAAUAAAAACUAUCAUCCCAAACGUGUAAAAACGACCCGGCUAAAUGGGGUAAGACCCUCGAUUCCGACCCUUCGGUCACGAACUGCACCGACGGAAAGAACAUCUUUGUCGGAUUAUCCCCUACAAAAACGUCGUUCCCCACGUACGGAAAAAUCCGAUUUAAAUGUUGAUGGGUUGUUAAUAUCGCGUUCAGACAGCCUGGACACGAACUGUAGUUAUGUAUCAGUAGCGAGUUCCGAGCCGUCUACACCCGACACAUCGCGGUCAUGUACCCCACAGCCACUGGCACCCUUACUCAGGCAAUGUGAUGCAACCAACUCUGAUAGCAACACCAACAACAGACUUUUGGAAGCCAACCAUAACGCGCAGCCAGAGCAAGUGCAUCUCAGAAACAAUCAUCAAAAAUCAUUAAAAUCAUGCCAUCCACAUUCACAUACUAAUCACAAAUUGGAGAAAAAAUGUACUCAAGGAAACAACGGUACCUUGUGUGUGCAAACCUCUCAGGCAGUUAAUCAUAAACUCAAUAAAUCUGCAGCAUUUGAAAUUUCACAUUUUAAUUCUAAGCAUAAUGGUGAUAUUAACUCUACCAGGAAUCAUCUGGUUUUACCGUCGAAAAGGGACUUAGGUUUUAGUUCAGCAAAAAAGUUCUCGUCACAAACUACGGACACGUCAAAUUGUGCUGUUUCCAUUGCCAGUACUAGUGCGAGCUGUGAUGUAAGAAAAACAACGGAAUGUGACAAGGUGAAAAAUGGCCUUGAUAAGAAUGAUGGGAAGAUUACAAACGGCGAAGAGCCGAAAACGCCUGCGAGCGUGGAGACGUGCAAGUGGAAUACCUGUGGUAUGGUUGUGGAUACGAGUGACUUGAUGACGCAUAUUCGUGAAACUCAUGUGGAGUCGCAACGAAAAAGUGAAUCACAAGUAUUUCUGUGUCUGUGGGCGGGGUGUAAAGUUUAUAAUAAGCCAAGUUGUUCGUAUUCAUGGUUAGAGCGGCAUGUGGUUUCACAUAGCGGCGAUAAACCUUUUAAAUGUAUUGUCGAUGGAUGUGGGUUACGGUUUACCAGUCAGGGGGCACUGGAACGACAUAUAAACAAUCAUUUUAACGUGAAUGCCAAUAAUCAGCCGAAGUCUUCUCGGUCCACGGGAGACACGCCGAGUAAAACACUCAAAAAAAGAAAAACAAGGAAGAGAAAGUCUGUCAAAAUUAAGACAGAUGACUUCUUCGACACUGGUAUAAUGGAGUGCGUCAAGCAACAAGUCCUAUCAGUGAACGAAGCCACUCAGUUAGAUACCCUUGGCAUGGGAACAGCCAUUACAUUCCAUAGUUCUGUGAUAGCCAGAAGAACAGAUGAAACGGGAAAGGUCAGCGUGUUAUUACAAUGGAAACCAGAAGACAUCUUGCCAGAUUCCUGGGUUUCUGAAUCUCAGGUCGAACUUUUACAACAACAAGUCAUUCCGCUGUCGCAGCUACCUCGAGACUCUGUCGUCAACCUACAUCCAUCCUUCUAUCGGCAGCACCGCUUCAGAAAACAGAAACGCAAAUAACAGAGAUUGAAACCUUUGGUGAAAACCUCAUGUGAGAUUUCCGGAGGUUUUGCCGAAUAACUUGGCGAAAUCUCUAAGUCGUGUAGAUUAAACCAAUGCGAAAGUCUCCCAAUAUUGCCAGAUAUGCACCUUUUGGCAAAAUCAUAAUAUCAUCAAAAUGGAAUCGCAAAUAAUAGGGAUGUGGUAUUCAAUCUUGCAAUGUAUCAUGCAUUGAGAUGACAAGUUCAUUUUCUGCAUUGGAGGAGCUGCAUACAACACUCACAGAGCGCACAUCACCUGUUGAGGACCAAAUUCAGAAACAGAACGUUGUGUGUCAAUCACAAUGUUUUUCGAAGUCAUCGCAAUGUUUGCUUGAUAGUCUGUGCAAAAGUUCACACUAUUUUCCCAAUCUGUACAUACACAAUUUGUCAGGUGCUCCACGAUUUUCACACUAACCUCACCCCCAUCCAUAUGUUCCCCAACUUUACUACAUGUAUGUUUUAAAACGUGUGUACAUGGGAGUGCAUCUGUGGACCAGGUUAAGGGACACAGAAGACUUGGAAUCGAGGCUAGGGCUAAUAUUUUACUGUUGUUACUAAAUCGUCACUAAAAAUUACCAUUGCCGAUCGUAAGGGUGCGAGAAUCACCAAGGCUUCUUUCUUCCUUUCGCUUCAUCUUCUAUACUUCAUUUCAUGAAAAAUUAGCACUGAUUUUUGGUGAUUUCACUCAAAUGGUGAAACAUUUGAACAAAGUGUUGUAUUUCAUCUGAAACUUCAUAUUCCAAAGUAUCUAAGACUACUUACUUUGCCAGUAUCUGACAAGCAACACCAAGAAUGAGGCAUUUGAAGAGAAAUACUGUCACCUUAUCUCCUGCUAUUUUAGGCUUGUUUUGCCUGAAGUGCAAUUCUUUUGUGAAAUGAGUAUAGUGCAUUGCUGAUGCUUAACUGAUUCUUUCCAUCCAUAACCCAAAUGAAAUAUGUCUAAAAUAUUUUUAUAAGAGAAAUGCUACAAUAUUUAAAUGAAAAACAGGAUGAGUUUCAUGACCAUGGAGUAUUUUCAUAAAACAAAAAGACACGGAGAAGUGAAAAAUACUACCUGAUGCUGCAAAAUCAUUGCAAUUGUAUUAAAUUUGUGUCAGAGAAGACGUUUUACUUCUCUGACUGCUAUUUUUGGCACUUAAAUGUUUGUACAUAAUUUGUUUUGUUUAUAAGGUAAAUAAUGGUUUUGAGUUUUGUAAUGUAUGGAUUUUGUUUCUGGACAAAUAAUGAUCGAAUGACCAUUAGUACUGUUACAAUUAAAUUGGUCAUUAAAGUUCGUAGAGAUUUGAACUGCACUGAUCCACUAAAACUUUAGUUUGUUAAUUUGGUAACUUACUUUCAAGAAUUGGCUGCUCAAAUGUGCUUUUGUCAUGUUAUUACUGUAGCUACAGGCCUGUAGCUACAUUCCGAUUCAAGCUGUACUCCGAGGUAGCACCACAUGCUUGAGCUGCAUGUAUUCAGCACUUGGGACGAGCAUUCAAAUUUCACCAUCUCUGCCAGCCAAGGAGUUAUUACAAAACUUCCUUGGCUCACUUUCAAUUCUUGUGCAAAUUGUUAGGCACUGCACUUAGUGUCCUUGCUCUUAUCACCUUUAGCUGCCUGUAUGAACCAUAAAUUCUAUGAGCUGUGAUAAAUACUGCUCUAGUCUUAACCCUGUAUUACAUAAUGUAAGCUACAACCACUGCCUGGCAUAGUAGUUUAUAGCCUGCCCUCUAGAUUUUGCUUCCCGUGCAUGAACCAGCAAUUUUUAACAAAUCUUCCAUAAUUGAGAGUAUAAGACCCAUUUUUUCCCAUCAGAGGUGCCAAUACUUGAUCUUGUUAAAAUGAAACAUGUGUUAGAUGUUUAUGAUUUUGAAAGUCGGGUUAACUAAGAAAGAUGUUUGACCAAAUAUAGAAAAGACUUGAGCGUUGACAUUUACAUCCUCAUCUGGUCAACAAGUACCUUAAUCAUGUUAAUUAUACAUUCUGAGGGUAGUGACAUCUAGAGGUACAUGUCUGAACUACAUUAUGCCACCUAACCAUCAGGUCUGUUAUCCAUUACAUCAUCUAUGCAAACCAAGUGAGUUCCAUCGAACUUGAACCAAAGAUCUCCACAUCACCUACUGUAGAUACUCAGAUUUUUGGUUCAGGUUAGGAUGGGAUACACUCUACCAUCUCAAUGUUAGUGACGAUUCCGACAUCAGGUCUGAAUAAUAUUUGUAAGUUUGAUAAAAGUCAAGUUUUCAUCGAAGCGAUGCUGUUGUUACACCAGUCUGUUAUCGUAUACAUUUUAUCAGUAUCAUCAACUUUCAUAUGUUUUGUCUGAACACAUUUGUUUCUUGAGAGAAUGGCUGGAAACGAUUCAUGAAAUGAUAACAUUUGAGCACCAUUGGUAGUGCUCAUAUUUACUGUAUUUACAGUCAAAAAAGGGGUAGUUUCUGUCAAUUUGCUGCACUUUGUAACAUGUUUGAAAUUGGUUUUGAAAUCUUUCUAUUUGGGCUUAGUCAGAAUUUGAUUGAGUCCUUUCUAGUCAUUCCAUUUGAACGAAUCCUCGGACAAAAAUGUUACCCAUACCAUCAGUUAACCAAACAACCAUUGUUGAAUUUAACGUUUUGUUCAUGUUUUCCAUGAUCAGAGUUAGAUGAGUUAGAUGCAAACAAGUCCAUGCCUAAUUUGCUAAACAUGCUAAAAUUUAGCAAUCGGACAUCCGGAUGUAUUAGCACCUGAAUUCAAAAUAAAGAGGUUGUUUUUGUUUUUGCUUGAGGAAAGGAGUCAAUUAAGACAAUACCACUGUGAGACACUUCUUCUCUUGAGAAGGUUUUUAAGACCAAAGGCACUUUCUAUUAAAGUAACUUGCUUGGCAAAUAAUAGGAGUGACAGUACUGUGUACUGGUAGAAGGCAACAUUUGAAUGAAUCCUUGUGAUUUCUGCUGAAAAUAUGACUUUUUACGAGUAUUUGGAAGAGGCGUACCCAUAAGGCAUAAGCUAGAAAGGAAUAAGACUGAAGUAAUAACAGCUGUUGUGUCUCGUCACUAUGUGUUCAGGAUUCAACAGACUGGUCGAUUGAGGUCGCAUAUUCAUGUCUGCUUAUGCGCCAUCUAUAAUGUCAGACAGAACUAAUCCAGGGAUUACAUCGUGGUGCUUAAUCAACAUUUCCAUCUCUCAAGGCAUCAGCGUUUUAUACACUAUUGUAUUAUACGGUAUGCUCUUAACAACAUUUACUGUGAUUUUGCAUCAAAUACAAUAACAUGUGAGUAAAGAGCAAAAGUCUUCAUGGAUAACUUUUCAGAAGUAAAUGUCACUGUCCUUUGGGCGUUGUGCCAAACUACAUUUGAGUUCAGAAUGUUCUUGGGAUGUUAUUUUAACAAACAAUAUCAGGAGCAAUUCAACAGAAAAUGAAGUCGUUAAAAAAUUAAGGUGUUACUUGUUACUUUGUAGGCCUACCUGCAAUCAUUUUGAAGUAUAAUGUUAUUUGCAAUGAUGAUUUUUGCUGUAGUAUUAAAAGUUAAUGGAUUUCCAUGUAAAACCAGACCCUCAGUUCACAAUCAAAUGAUAUAUUGUCAACUCUUAUGAAUUACUAAAAAAUAGAUUUACCAAAAUCUAGAAUAACCUUUUGGGCACAAAACCAAUUUUGAAAUGGUCCAGCAUUACCAAUUUGGCACAAAACCAAUUUUGAAUUUUGAAAUGGUCCAGGAAAUUGGCAUUGAUAAUGAAUGAUAUAACGAAUGAUAAAGAUUUUUUCAUAUGCCAAUUGGUUUGAGUUCAUAUGAAUAUUAUGCAGCUAUCCUUUAAAUAAUUCAGUAUUCAAGAAAGUUGAUUUUGUGAGUAUUGUAGACAGAUUAUGAAUUCCCAAAGUUGUCCUUACUCCUGCUUUUCUUACUCCCGACCAAAUUAAUUGUCGGUGAAAAUUGUUGAAUUUUACCACAUAUGAUGGGAGUGUACAUGUAACUGUACACAUGUAAGUUUGGAGUCGUGCCGAUCUACCAUCGUUGAUAAACUCGCCCCUGAUUGGCCGUCAGAAUGGUUGUUACUACAUUACUAAAACUAUUUAUAAUAUUUGUACAUCUUUCUUCACUACGGCAAUGAUGAAAUAUAUAUUUAGCACAUAUUAAAGCAAUUAGAACUUUUCAAAUUCAAUUACAAAUUUCAAAUUUUUAGCGAACGGCGUAGGCCUUUAAAAUGUUGCCGAAAUUUUUUUUCACCAUUCGUUUUUAUCAUGUCAGUCGUGUGUACAUAUUGUGUCAUAUCAUUCUAGUUUUACAUUUUAUUUCUUAUAAACUAUUGGGUUUUUAUUAAUUUUUGUGUAAUUGUUCUUAACAUGUUGUCUACCUGCCUUUGUAAGGAGUGGUAAAGAACAUUAAAAUUGUGUGUUCUUUU
Lineus longissimus is the source of this 6056-nucleotide messenger RNA. RefSeq names its product zinc finger protein aebp2-like. Bases 1 to 1683 code for a protein of 560 amino acids. NCBI's taxonomy places the organism in Eukaryota, Metazoa, Nemertea, Pilidiophora, Heteronemertea, Lineidae. Gene Ontology annotation, cellular component: ESC/E(Z) complex. The record is from RefSeq and is a predicted model, not a curated record. Gene Ontology annotation, biological process: regulation of transcription by RNA polymerase II. The transcript is spliced from 5 exons.